AUGCAGUUUCUACGUUGCUUUUCGACCACAGAAGGCUGCUGGAAAUCGGCAUGUUCAUUUGUCAAACCGGUACAUCAUUUGGUGAAGAUCGACAAGAGUAAACUUUCACCAAGAUUUCCAGAACUCAAAUUUAGCAAGAAUGAUAUCAGAUCACCCGGCUUCAAGCCUGUGGCGACCCAUCAAGAUCGAGUUUGGGACCAUUAUAAGCACACAGUUCAAUCUGAUAUGCUUCUGAUAACGUACAAGCAUGGUGCGCAAGUGAAGGAAGGGUUGAAAAAACGAGAAUGGGAUGGAUCGAGUCCGUAUCAUAUUAACAGACAGGCUCGGAAACCCAAGGGUUCAGACGCGCAAUUGCCCGAUAUUAAACCUAUCAAAUGGCACAACAUUCCAGAAGUCGAGUCUGUGGUGAUCAAUUGCUAUGUCAAAGAAGCCAAAGAAAACCAACUCUUACCUAUUACUGCCGCUUUGCAACUUCAGCAGAUUACAGGUUGCAAGCCCACCCCCGUAUAUGCACGAAACGAUGUUCCUACUUGGAAAGUGAGAAGAGGUAACAAAAUGGGUGCCAAGAUCGAACUAAAAGGCCGUCCCAUGUCCCAAUUCUUGGCAACACUGACGGAGAUUGUUCUUCCUAGAAUAAGAGAAUACAAAGGUAUCAGCAACAAAUCUGGCAACCGCUUUGGUGGUAUUUCAUUUGGAUUGACCUCCGACGACGUGAGAUUUUUCCCAGAAAUCGAUUCAAACCAAGAUCUUUGGCCUAAGACCUUUGGUAUGCACAUCAAUAUCAACACGUCGGCACAGACGGACAAUCAGGCUAGAAUUCUCAUGAGUGGUUUUGCAUUUCCCUUCCAUGGCCAGGAAAAGAUUAAAUAG
Molecule: messenger RNA, 870 nt
Organism: Lachancea mirantina
Lineage: Eukaryota; Fungi; Ascomycota; Saccharomycetes; Saccharomycetales; Saccharomycetaceae
Source: the annotation of a GenBank genome assembly